Messenger RNA from Pseudophryne corroboree (corroboree frog), 4726 nucleotides. RefSeq names its product oocyte zinc finger protein XlCOF7.1-like. NCBI's taxonomy places the organism in Eukaryota, Metazoa, Chordata, Amphibia, Anura, Myobatrachidae. Bases 172 to 2004 code for a protein of 610 amino acids. Gene Ontology annotation, biological process: regulation of DNA-templated transcription. The transcript is spliced from 5 exons. The record is from RefSeq and is a predicted model, not a curated record.
ACAGUGAAGCUCUAGUUUUCACCACAAAAAGACUACAGAACCCAGAAUGCUUUGUUUUCUCAGAUCAUUCUAACUUCCUGAUAUCACACGGCUAAUAGACUUUGAAGAAUAGAAAUAUACCUUCAGGAUUAAUCAAAAGAAAAUAUAAGACCAGUUACUGAUAUUCUGAAGAUGGACAAGGAUAAAAAUGGAAUGACAGAAAAGAUAUUAAAUCUCACCCUGGAGAUACUCUACCUUCUGACUGGAGAGGAUUACAUCAUUGUAAAGAAGCCAGGUGGGCGAUCAGAACGCAGUAAUAAACUUCAGGUCGUAGAAGGGUUUUGUAGGACACAAAGUUGUAUACUGGUGCCUCCAGAUGAGUCUCGAAUAGAUGAGCAACUCAACAACCAGAAGAUCCUGGACCUCACCAACAAGAUCAUUCAGCUGCUGACUGGAGAGGUUCCUAUAAGGUGUGAGGAUGUCUCUGUCUAUUUCUCCAUGGAGGAGUGGGAGUACUUAGAAGGACACCAGGAUCUCUACAAAGAUUUGAUGAUGGAGGAUUGUCAUUCUCAAGAUGGAUCCAUUUGCAAAAAAUCUCUAGGAAGUGUCCACCACGAUAAACCAGUAGCGACUGUAGAUCGUUUACCGAAAAACAUCAAUAAAGAACAAACUACAUAUGAGGAUUUUACACACACUGACGUCUAUACACCUACAGAUCAUACACAGUGUACAUCUACUCAUAUUAAGGAGGAACCAGUCUCAUGUGAUGGAGGAACCCUCACAGACACUGACAUUUAUACACCCACAGAUCAUACACAGUGUACAUCUACUCAUAUUAAGAAGGAACCAGUCUCCUCUGAUGGUGGACACCUCACAGACAGUGACAUUUAUAUACCCACAGAUCAUACACAGUGUACAUCUACUCAUAUUAAGAAGGAACCAGUCUCCUCUGAUGGUGGACACCUCACAGACAGUGACAUUUAUACACCCACAGAUCAUAUACAGUAUACAGCUACUCAUAUUAAGGAGGAACCAGUCUCCUCUGAUGGAGGAACCCUCAUAGACAGUGACAUUUAUACACCCACAGAUUAUACACAGUAUACAGCUACUCGUAUUAAGGAGGAACCAGUCUCAUGUGAUGAAGGAAACAUCCUAGAUAGUGAUAAUUAUACACCUACAGAUCAUACACAGGAUACACCUACUCAUUUUAAGGAAGAACCAGUCUCAUGUGAUGGAGGAACCCUCACAGACCGUGACAUUUAUACUAAAGAUAAUUCACAGUACACAGUUACUCGUAUUAAGGAGGAACCCAUCUCUGAUGAAGAAGAGGAGCUCACUGACACUGAGAUUUGUCCAACCACAAAUCAGAGACCAAGUCCUUCUACUGAUGUUGCUAAGGAAUCUGUCUCACGUGAAGGAGGAAAGCGCAAAAACAACGAGGUUAUUACGUCAGAGCCAGCAUUAAAGUUAACUGUUGUAGGACAUGUGGAAACAGCUGUUGGGAACCAGAAACACCUAAAAAAACGGAAUGGCAAAAAGGCUGGAAAAAAAUCAUCAGUAUACACAGUCCAUCAACGAGCAAACACAAUGGAGAUCUUGUACAACUGUCCAAGUUGUCACAAGGGGUUCUCGAGUAACUUGGACCUUGCUCGACAUCAAGUUAUUCAUACUGUAGAUAAACUGUUCAUAUGUAACCUAUGUGGGAAAAGUUUCACAGAGAUGUCCUUCCUUGUUAAACAUCAGGUAAUUCACACCGACUUAAAGCUCUGCGUUUGCAAAGUGUGUGGAGACUGUUUCUAUAGUGAGACUUCACUCGCUAAGCAUCAGAAAACUCACUCCUUACCAUUGAUUUGUUCAACAUGUGGGAAAUGUUUUUUCAUGAAGUCGGAGUUAGAGAUGCACGAAAGGAAGCACACGGGAGACCGUCCAUUUGGAUGCCAUGUGUGCAGUAAACGUUUUACUGUCCGAGCUCUUCUUAAGAAGCAUCUGCUGAUGCACCAUCCGGCGGAACUCAAUCAGAAAUGAUGGAAGAUUCAUGUUGUGGUGCGCUAGACCUGAUCUGUUCGAUUGUUCUACAUAACCAAGUUUAAUUUUCAGAAGUUCCUAGAUUUUAAUUUACUAAAAAUGUUCAAUGUUGAAAAUGUAACAAAGGAAAUGUUUUCCUACUGGCUUAAACCUGUGUUUAGGAUGAAAAAUGGGCCCAUGUGGUCUAAACAUCAGGAUCAAUUUUGUAGAUUUGUAAAGCUUAGUAAAAACAUAAACUUGCGCAAUCGCACACUAGCCUGUUUUUAUGGAGGUACUUAAAAGUUGUUGAACCCAUGAAAAUUUUAUUAUCUGACAGUUUUGACACUCUGACCAUUUAACACAAUGGCCCUCAUUCCGAGUUGUUCGCUCGCAAGCUGCUUUUAGCAGCUUUGCACACACUAAGCCGCCGCCUACUGGGAGUGAAUCUUAGCUUAUCAAAAUUGCGAACGAAAGAUUCGCAAUAUUGCGAAAGACUUCUCUGUGCAGUUUCUGAGUAGCUCGAGACUUACUCUUCCAGUGCGAUCAGUUCAGUGCUUGUCGUUCCUGGUUUGACGUCACAAACACACCCAGCGUUCGCCCAGACACUCCCCCGUUUCUCCAGCCACUCCCGCGUUUUUCCCAGAAAUGGUAGCGUUUUUUCAAACACUCCCAUAAAACGGCCUGUUUCCGCCCAGAAACACCCACUUCCUGUCAAUCACAUUACGAUCACCAGAACGAAGAAAAAAACUCGUAAUGCAUUGAGUAAAAUACCUAACUGCAUAGCAAAUUUACUUGGCGCAGUCGCAGUGCGAACAUUGCGCAUGCGCAGUUAGCAGAAAAUCGCUGCGAUGCGAAGAAAAUUACCGAGCGAACAACUCGGAAUGACCACCAAUGUUAGCUCUAAUAAUGAGACCAUGGAGAUAAUGCAGAAUUGAAUACGUGGCUGUUUGCCGAGUGUUUCUUGCGUCCUUUCGUGCUUUGCAUGCUUAAAAAUGUGGUGCAUACAAAUCCAGCCUAUGCAGAACCUACGCAUUUCGCCAUAUGCAUCUACUCUUGUGACGGAGAGGCAGAAGGUGGGUGUGACGAAGGUGGGUGUUUUCUAACGUAGGCAGAGUUCAGGAAGGACGUCUUACUCAGAUUUAGAUACAAGUUAAAAUACUUUUGUGUCGAGAAUAGGGCAAGCGAGAGAAGUCUCUGAUGAUGUUGACUUUUAGUAAGACAGUCAGAUAUGCUACAUACACAGAAGCGGGCACAACACGAGAAGUAUACUGGUGUGUACAUGUCUGAUCAUACACAUCUUUUCCAUGCACAAGUAUUUGAAGUAAUGUUCAUGCACUUUUCCAAUGCUACACGAGCCCCAAUAAGUAUUAUUGCAGCAGCAGGUCUUAGUCUUAUAUCGAUGUCGGUUACCACGGAUUUCUCAUGCAUGCUAUCUGAAUUCUUUGUGUUUCAAAAAUCUGAUUAUAUAUUACAAUGGUUGAAAGAUUUAUUUAUUGCUUUCAAAUAUCCAGUUGAUAGAUGUUUGUCCCAGCCAAUAACAGAUAUGAAAUCAGAACUUCAGAGCAGCAGAAUUGGAGUUGGGAUGUCGUUAUGUCCUUUGUUGUGUUCCUUAAACUCGACAUCCCCUCAGUUUGUCACCAACCACAGUCUACAGGAACAUGGGCCCUCAUUCCGAGUUGUUCACUCGCUAGCUGCUUCUAGCAGCAUUGCACACGCUAAGCCGCCGCCUACUGGGAGUGUAUCUUAGCAUAGCAGAAUUGCGAACGAAAGAUUAGCAGAAUUGCAAACAGAAAAUUCUUAGCAGUUUCUGAGUAGCUCCAGACUUACUCCUACACUGCGAUCAGUUCAGUCAGUUUCGUUCCUGGUUUGACGUCACAAACACACCCAGCGUUCGCCCAGACACUCCCCCGUUUCUUCAGACACUCCCGCGUUUUUACCAGAAACGCCAGCGUUUUUUCGCACACUCCCAGAAAACGUCCAGUUUCCGCCCAGAAACACCCACUUCCUGCCAAUCACACUACGAUCACCAGAACGAUGAAAAAUCCUCGUUAGGCCGUGAGUAAAAUACCAAACUUUUGUGCUAAUUUACUUGGCGCAGGCGCACUGCGAACAUUGCGCAUGUGCAGUUUGCGACUAAUCGCUCCGCGGCGAAAAAAAAUAACAACGAGCGAACAACUCGGAAUGAGGGCCAUUGUCUUCAUAUGCCAUUCUCUCUACCUCAGUCUUUGGAAUCCAUAUAGUCCUUGUAUUGAUUGGCACGUUAUCCGCUUCUUGGUCAUAUUUUGGUUUGACUCCUUCAACUUUAUACUUCCAGGCUAGUUCUCUGUAGGCUUCUGCUUCUCAUAUAUAAUGAAUACAUUCUGAAAUUCAGAAUUUUGAAAAAAUAAAAAACAAACGUUAAUAUGGUCACACGAUGUUCGUAGAAGUCACAGUUGAUGACUUGAGGUCCCGCAUAUGGAUUUCUUGCUGCACUUCUGCAAUAGAUGAGGACUGCCACGUCUGGGAUUAAGGUAGUCUACUUCCAACUCUCCCCGAUAAGAGUUCUGCUACAUUUUUCUGCAUUUACAUUUACCCUUUGUGAACCUUUAUGUAGUUAUUGUCCUGUGUUGUAAAAAGUAGGAUUGUUAUUUCAGCUGAGUGUGAAGGGGAGCUGGGUGAAUUUCGGGAGUGUGUUGGGCAGAGUUAAUGAUCUACUUUAAUGUCCAUGUGCUCUGCAAUAAACAAAGUUUGUUUCCUAUUGUCA